AUGCUCACACGAUCCUUGAAACCCAAGGGACGUUUCCCUCUUCCAUGGACACGUCCAGGCCUGCCAUACCGGCGAUGCAUGGCCCAUGUCUCCAACGUCUCGGACAUCCCUUCAGAAGAUACCAAGCCCUUCAACGUGCCCAUCCCCGAAGAUAGUUUCGAAACAUACAAUCUCGACCCCCCACCUUACAGCGUGGAAACAACCAAAGGCCAACUAAAGCAACUCUACCAUGACAUGUCCCUGAUAAGACGAAUGGAACUAGCGGCCGACAAGUUAUACAAGGAACAAAAGGUUCGUGGCUUUUGCCACCUGUCGACAGGCCAGGAGGCCGUGGCGGUGGGGAUCGAACACGGGAUCAGCCGCGAUGACAAGGUGAUUACAGCAUACCGUGCCCACGGGUUCACGUUGAUGCGGGGUGGGAGUGUCAAAUCCAUACUGGGUGAGUUGCUUGGUCGUCGGGAUGGGAUCUGCCAUGGUAAGGGUGGCUCUGUGCAUAUGUACACUAAGAACUUCUUUGGAGGGAAUGGGAUUGUGGGCGCCAAUGUGCCGUUGGGGACGGGGAUAGCGUUUGCGCAGCAGUAUGAUGAUACCAGAAGGGUCACGGUGAAUGUUUAUGGGGAUGGGGCUGCAAAUCAGGGACAGGUUCAUGAGGCUUAUAAUAUGGCGAAGUUGUGGGAGUUGCCGGUCAUUUUCGCUUGUGAGAACAACAAAUACGGUAUGGGCACCUCCGUAGAGCGCGCCUCCGCAAUGACAGAGUACUACAAACGAGGCAACUACAUCCCGGGACUACGCAUCAACGGAAUGGACGUUCUCGCCGUGAUAUCGGCAAUCAAAUACGGAAAGGAGUACGCCUUGGCUGGGAACGGACCACUAUUGUACGAGUUCCAGACAUAUCGGUAUGCGGGUCAUUCGGUAUCUGAUCCGGGGACGUCGUACCGGACCAAGGAUGAGGUGCAGGCUGAGCGGGCCCAUGACCCUAUCACGAACUACCGGGAGAGGUUGAUCGAUUGGGGCGUGCUCACCAAGGAGGAGGCGAAGGGGAUGGAUAAGGAGAUCCGAAGCAAGGUUGAUCGUGAAGCGCAGGAGGCGGAGAAGAUGCCGGCGCCGCCAGUGAAUCUGGAUGUGUUGUUUGAGGAUACCUAUGUGCGAGGGAGUGAGCCCCAGCAACGGCGUGGGAGAACCGUCGAUGAAACUUACUACCGGGGUUGA
Messenger RNA from Aspergillus sclerotioniger CBS 115572, 1209 nucleotides. Its product is annotated as putative pyruvate dehydrogenase E1 component alpha subunit. Gene Ontology annotation, cellular component: intracellular membrane-bounded organelle. The transcript has 4 exons. The coding region runs from base 1 to 1209 and encodes 402 amino acids. Gene Ontology annotation, biological process: pyruvate decarboxylation to acetyl-CoA. Gene Ontology annotation, molecular function: pyruvate dehydrogenase (acetyl-transferring) activity. Lineage: Eukaryota; Fungi; Ascomycota; Eurotiomycetes; Eurotiales; Aspergillaceae. The record is from RefSeq and is a predicted model, not a curated record.